AUGCGAACGCCCGACCCUCGCCAUGAAGACCAAGAUCUAUCUUCAUUCCGGCUUCACCACCACUAUAUAUAUAUUGCUUUCUGGACCAUACUGGCAUCUUCCACCAUCUAUGCUAUUGGAGGGGUCAGUUAUAUUGAUGCUCUACUACUAGCAUCUGGUGCUGCCACGCAAACCGGAUUAAAUCCCAUCGACUUGAAUCAGCUUAAUGUGCUUCAGCAGCUAAUCCUGUGGAUUGUUGCUAUGGUCACCAAUGUCAUCUUUGUGAACUCGCUUCUUGUCUGCAUCCGUCUGUAUUGGUUUCGGAAGCGGCUUCGACGGGUAGUCAACGAAGCGAAACUUUUGUCAUUGAUGCGGAAAAGGAAAGCAGAAGAGACAGAACUUGGACGAGAGAAUUCCAACCUUGUGGUGUCUGACGUCUUUCCAGAGCGUGAUAGCCUCCUGCAACCUUUGCUUGACGGAGAUAGCGACAAUGGCCAAAAGCUGUUUUCAACCAGAUAUCAUGUCAUGAAACGGAUUGCUCCGGUGUCCAGUAGCCUCCACGUUACUUUCCACGAGGUGGAACAUCAAGCAAGGCACCACCGACGAUCAUUCACUAGUACCGGACCAUAUCAAGCUGUAGCGGAAAGUCGACGUUUGUUGGCAAGACCUCGUAAUGAUGCCGGCCACAGCAUAUCCUAUUUACCUUCGCUGAUGUGGCAGCCAUCCAUUUCGAGUUAUUCCGACUGGGACGAAAGGCAAAAGGACCAGCUCGGCGGGAUCGAGUACAGGGCACUUAAGACGCUGCGGAUGAUUCUGAUGUGCUAUUUUAUAUUUUUCCACAUCCUAGGGAUUCUGCUUCUUGUCUUGUGGAUAUGGCUGACCCCAGAGUUUGGCCAAUCCGUCACGGUGAACGGGGUCAGUACUUUUUGGUGGGGGAUAUUCACUGCUGGUUCAGCUUUCAACGAUCUAGGAUACACUCUGACGCCGGACUCAAUGGUCUCGUUUAAGAAUGCUGCUUUCCCCUUGGUUCUGAUGUCCUUCCUGAUCGUCAUUGGGAAUACUGGGUUCCCAUGCAUGCUUCGCUUGAUCAUAUGGCUGCUCUCAAAGCUGGCACCGUAUGGUAAUGCCCUAAAUGAGGAGCUUCAAUACCUCCUGGAUCACCCACGCCGAUGCUUCACGCUUCUUUUCCCCAGUGGAGAAUCGUGGAGGCUCCUAGGGGUGCUGAUCUUGCUCAAUGGAUUUGACUUCACUGUUUUCUGCACUCUCUCCAAUAUCGCUUCAACGCGAACAGCCGGCUUCUCCGUCACACCACUCGCAGACAUCCAUCCUGCCGUUCAAGUAUCUUUCCUCGUGAUGAUGUACAUUUCUGCCUUCCCAUCCGCCAUCGCCAUGCGCGAAACCAAUGUAUAUGAAGAAAGGAGUCUCGGAGUCUACGAGAAUGAGAAUGACUCCGAUUCAGAGUCAGAAGCUCGGGACGGAAAACAUAUCGGGCUGGCCGUGCACAUCCAGCGACAACUGGGAUUCGAUCUCUGGUAUGUCAUGCUCGGACUCUUUCUCGUUGCAAUCGCGGAAGGAGGCCGUCUCCAGAAAGCCGCCGACGACCCGGCGUUCUCGCUCUUCUCUGUUCUCUUCGAGAUUGUAUCAGCCUAUGGGACUGUCGGGCUUUCUUUGGGAUAUCCUGAGACGGAAACAAGCUUGUGUGCCCAGUUUAAUUGGGUGUCAAAGUUGGUCAUUGUCGCGAUGCAGUUGCGUGGAAGACAUCGUGGACUCCCUCACGCAUUGGAUCAUGCAAUUCUGCUGCCAUGUGAAUCGCAUCAAGAUGACCAGGAUGAAGGAUCGAGCUGGCUGGGAACUUGGCUCAAGAGGCGUGCCUCGAAUUUAAGCAUUCCACCAAUGCUGAGGCAAGAGGAACAGGCCGACGAGGAGGAACAUCUUUUGCAAGCAUAG
Messenger RNA from Aspergillus novofumigatus IBT 16806, 1926 nucleotides. RefSeq names its product potassium transporter. Gene Ontology annotation, biological process: potassium ion import across plasma membrane; intracellular potassium ion homeostasis. Bases 1 to 1926 code for a protein of 641 amino acids. Gene Ontology annotation, molecular function: high-affinity potassium ion transmembrane transporter activity. The transcript has 2 exons. Gene Ontology annotation, cellular component: plasma membrane. Lineage: Eukaryota; Fungi; Ascomycota; Eurotiomycetes; Eurotiales; Aspergillaceae. The record is from RefSeq and is a predicted model, not a curated record.